AGUUUCUGCUCGUGUAUCGACGAGUGAACAGUGUAGAUUUUAGAUGUGUUAAUUUGUGUUUUCGUAAUGUGACAUUUCUCCAGUGAAAAGCAAUAAAAAUGCGAUCAAAACAACUAUUAAUACAAUGUCUCUGGAUUAUGUCAGUACUCGUGCUGGCCUCCGGUAGAAUACAUAAACUCGAAAUACGGAAAGAUGUCAGGCGAUACAUUUCUCUUAGUACCUUUGGUUUCUACAAGGGAGGUAUUCUCGACGUAAAUUUAACAAAUUUCAAGGCCGAGCCUUUUCACGAGAAUGCAGUGUUUGGAUUCAGUUUGGAUCGUACGCUAAGCGAUGCGAUGAAUCCGUAUUUGGAUAGCCAUCAAGAAAGAUGCGUACUCCAAGACAUUUCAAACGUGAAAUCUGAUUUCGAACAGAGGGAUGACAGCGCGAUCAUAUACUUUACGAUGGAUUUAAAGAAUAAUUUGUUGAAAGUGAACUGCAGUCGAAACGUACACACUGUGCAUAUCUACAAAGAUUCUAGCAGUGUGUUGGCGUUUCGAGAAAAGAGAAACUCUUUUCCGGGUCGAUUUAGCGAUACCGUUCUCUUUCCACGAAGAAAACGUUACACCUCCUACGGUAUCGAAAGAUCCGCUGUUGAGGAUGAAUUCGAGACGAAAUCGUCGGAGAGCAACGUUUGCUCUCGUUUAAAGCUUCCAAUGACCGUACAGACUAUAAAAGGAGAGAAAUAUUAUAACACAAGUUUUGCCGUAUACGUCGCCAGCAAGGAAGAAGAAGGACUCUACAAUCUUUACUUUCACAAUUGUCCAAAUUAUAAAUAUGAUUCUCCGGUUGCGUUAGAUUUUACAAUACAAAUAUCAGAAAUAAAUAGCGGGAAUUUCCUCAGCGCGGGUGAAAUGCCUUUACCGGCUCUCUAUUUUAUGAUGGCACUUUUAUUCUUUUUGUCGGGUUGUUUCUGGGUGUUUAUUCUCAGAAAGAGCAAGCACCCUGUUUUCAAGAUUCACUAUCUAAUGGCAAUUUUGGUGUACUUAAAAUCUCUGUCACUGCUUUUCCACGGAAUCAAUUAUCAUUUCAUACAAACGAAAGGAGAACACGUAGCAGCUUGGGCGAUUCUAUAUUAUAUCACUCAUUUAUUAAAAGGAGCUGUACUUUUUAUUACAAUCGUGCUCGUUGGUACUGGAUGGACGUUUAUUAAACACAUUUUAGCCGACAAGGAUAAAAAGUUGUUUAUGAUCGUGAUACCGUUGCAAGUAUUGGCAAAUGUGGCCGAAAUAAUAAUCGAGGAAAGCGAAGAAGGAGACAUUGAACACAAGACCUGGCGUGACGUGUUCAUUCUCGUGGACUUACUUUGCUGUGGUGCCAUUCUAUUUCCAGUAGUUUGGAGUAUCAGGCACCUACAGGAAGCUGCGCACACAGACGGCAAAGCAGCUGUUAACUUACGCAAGCUCAAGCUCUUUAGGCAUUUCUAUAUCAUGAUAGUUUGUUACAUUUAUUUCACAAGAAUCAUAGUGUACUUACUGAAGAUCACGGUACCUUUCCAAUACGAGUGGUUGGACGAGAUGUUUCGUGAAAUGGCCACGUACGUGUUUUUUGUUCUUACCGGGUACAAGUUCCGACCAGCAUCCGCGAAUCCGUAUUUCACGUUAACUAACGACGAAACAACCCAAGCCGAUGAGGACGAUGAGAUGGACGUAGUUCUCUUUUCCAGUAUUUCCGGAAGGAGUGGCAUCACCGAGGGUCUUAGCAAAGUUAGCAAAGUUCCAAAAGUCGCGAGGCCCGCCACUUCGGACGUUCCAUCCACUCAGGAAGAGAGAGAUUGUUUGUUCAAUAAGACAGAACCAUCUCACGAGUACGACUGAACAAAGUAGGAAUUCUUUGUAACGUAUGUAUAUGAUUUUAGUGAAAAGCAGAAAGUGACAGACUCGUUUCGUGGUCUUGUGAUAUUUCGAAAUACCGAUAGCAGUCAGUUAAACAUCUAACGAAAAUGGGAAUACGUAGUUAAAGGUAGCAUCAAUCUUGCUGUCUGAAUUUGUUUUAGGGAAGGACGCCGGAUCAUUAUUUUACGCGAUAACAUACACUGUAUUCGCUUAAAUCUUGAGACGACGGUGGAUACUUUUAAUUUAAUUUUAUUAUCGUGCUCGAUCUAAUCGAAGACGUUCCGUUCAGCACCUCGUACCAAACUUUCUUCCGUUUAUAUCCGAGUUUUCGUCUGUAAGAAAAUUAAACGCGAAUCGUAAAAUUUAGCGCAAUCUAUAAUUACCGGUAGAAAAUUAUCAUAGUUUUAAAUACGCGAUACGUUAUAAUACGUUUAGAAUUAAAUUUGGAUGAAAAACUCGGUGGGAGAGUAAAUUCGUGUUUUUAUAUGCAUCUUGCUCUAGCUGAUUUUUCGUAGGCAUUUAGCGAAACGUUCAGACAUUUCCAUUUGUUUUUUCCCCAUGACAACCUUUAAUUUUCUUCGAACGAAGAAUCCGCGCCCCGGCGCUUUAGUAAUCUUGUGAUAAUUGAUACACCCUGGUGUAUCAUAAUCCAUUUUUGUAAAGCACUUGAUAACUUUUUUGUAUAGAAACAAUUAUUGUGUCAAGAAAAAACAAAGGUGUAAUAUGUUUUAAAACGUUUAAUGUGUCCCAUUACGAAACAUUGUCGUUAUUAUUACUAUUACCGCUACUGUAUACGCGUUAUCGUAAUUAUUGUUACGUCUGUUACUAUUAGUAUUUUAUUAUAUGUAAUAAAAGGGACACGCAAGAAUGAAGUUGAACAAAUAAAAUGGAUAUUUUUAUGAAA
Molecule: messenger RNA, 2778 nt
Organism: Osmia bicornis bicornis
Lineage: Eukaryota; Metazoa; Arthropoda; Insecta; Hymenoptera; Megachilidae
Product: protein GPR107
Exons: 10
Coding region: 99-1856 (585 amino acids)
Biological process (GO): transport
Cellular component (GO): Golgi apparatus; membrane
Source: RefSeq, a predicted model, not a curated record